UCAGUUCAGGAGUUGGAUAUGGAUAGAAAACACUGAACGUCACCAACAGCUGCACGCGCGCGAACUACAGAGCCUUCGCUCCGCCGGUCCGCUGGCCAGUCAGCUGUAUCGAGUCUCCCUCACACGGAGUAAAAGUGUGAGGACACAUGUGCAGGCAGAAAAUAUUAACGUUGCCAUCAUGGGCUGUGGCACCUCAGUAGCCAUUGAAAACCAAGGAAGGCCUUCGGAAGUAGAUGUAUCAGCAAGGCUGCCCAGUCCUGCCCUGACAAUGAAAGCAGCCAUCCUUAUCCAGCGAUGGUACAGGCGUUACGUCGCACGAUUGGAGAUGAGGAGACGAUACACCUGGAACAUCUUUCAGUCUAUAGAGUAUGCAGGGGAGCAGGAUCAGCUGCAGCUCUCCAGUUUCUUCAGCUUCAUGUUGGAUAACUUCACACAGCUCAAUGGAAAUGGACCAGACCUGAUCUCUCACCUGCUGGACUCACCAGUGGACCCUGUGGUGGAUGAAGUCAGGCAGUCUAAGUACGAGCAGAUCGUAGUGCCAGAGUCAUACAGUGGACCUCGCCUCUCCUUCCCCUUGAGCGUCACUGAUACCAACGUCCUGCUCAGUGCCUUCAAGGAACAGCAGACUCUCCAUGCAAAAUAUGUAUUGCAGUUACUCCACGAGACACAGAAGUUCUUAAAACAGAUGCCAAAUGUUAUUUACCUGUCCUCAUCCUAUGCCAAAGAGAUCACAAUCUGUGGUGACCUACAUGGAAGACUGGACGAUUUGCUGCUUAUAUUCUAUAAGAACGGUCUGCCAUCUGCUGAGAACCCCUACAUAUUCAACGGAGACUUUGUGGACAGGGGAAAGAAGUCCAUCGAGAUUAUCAUUAUCCUGUUUGCUUUUCUGCUUUUGUACCCAGACCAUAUGCAUCUGAACAGAGGAAAUCAUGAAGAUCACAUCAUGAACCUGAGAUAUGGCUUCACAAAAGAGGUUAUGCAAAAGUAUAAGACGCAUGGAAGAGAGAUUCUUCAGCUACUGCAGGAUGUAUUCAGCCUUCUCCCAAUUGCCACAAUCAUAGACAACAAAGUCCUUAUUGUUCACGGCGGCAUUUCGGACAAGACGGACCUAGAAUUUCUGGCCUCUGUAGAAAGACAGAAGGUGAAAUCCGCUCUGCGACUACCUAAAUGCAGUCUGGAUCACAGUGAAGUGCGCACCAGCAGCCGGAGCAGCAGCAGAAAGAGUGGCAGAGUCAGGCUGAACAGCCCUUGCUCCGCAGGCCGCAUGAGCCACAAAAAGAAGAAGUGCCGCCUCACCAAACAAAACAGCAGCUCUUCCUCAUCCUCAUCCUCUUCUACAUCAUCCGUAGCCACCCCAAGGCGUCCUCCCCCCUCACCCAGACUUCCCAGCCCUACUGAAAUGCUUCAGGUGCCUUUCCUCGAUUCCAUCGUCUCCCUCGCUCUCCCAGAGCCGCCCAGAGAGGAGCUGGAGUGGAGGCAGAUUGUAGAUGUGUUGUGGAGUGACCCGAAAAUCCAGAAUGGCUGUAGUCCAAAUUCAUUCCGUGGCGGAGGUUGCUACUUCGGGCCUGACGUGACGCAGAAUCUGCUGAAGAAGCAUGGCUUGUGUCUACUCAUCAGAUCUCAUGAGUGCAAACAGGAGGGUUACGAACUCUGCCACAAUGGACAGGUGAUCACUAUCUUCUCUGCCUCUAACUACUAUGAGGAGGGCAGUAAUCGUGGUGCGUAUAUUAAACUGGGGCCAGAGCUGAUCCCACGUUUCUUCCAGUACCAAGUAAGCCGAAGCACCAGGAAGCUCACACUACAGCAAAGGGUCAGUGUGGCAGAAAGUUCAGCUCUAAAGGCUCUUCAGGAAAAGCUAUUUACCCAUCGUUCUGAGCUCAUGGCUUUCUUUCAGCAGUAUGACAUUAACAACACAGGUAGGAUUUCCAUCAAUGAAUGGGCUCAGGUCUUAGACACUGUCCUGAGGUUGGAUCUUCCAUGGAGAACUUUAAGGCCACGUCUUGUUCGUUUAGCCUCUGACGGAAAUGUGGAAUAUGAGUCUUGUUUUGAAAACAUCAGUGCAGGACAGCCCUUGCCUCAGGUGACUCCAAAUUUUGCAGAAACGCUGUACAGGUACCGAACUGAUCUCGAGAUUAUCUUCAACAUCAUUGACAAAGACCAUUCAGGCCAGAUCUCAAUCGAGGAGUUCCGUCAGACCUGGAAGCUUUUCAGCGCUCACCUGGGUGUGGAUGUGGAUGACCAGGCCAUAGUUGACAUGGCACGCAACAUUGACUUCAACAAGGAUGGCAGCAUCGACUUUAAUGAGUUCUUGGAGGCGUUUCGGGUUGUGCACAAGCUGGACAUGAAGGAACAGCAGCAAGGCUAACACACAUGACUAUAUUCAUGACUAUACGCACAUAAUCAUCUAAGCCAAGUACAGAACAGUAAAAUGUUUUCAUGUUUCUGGCAACAAUUCAGUUUUCUGUCAAUCAGUAGGGAAAGUAGUAAUUGUUUAAUCCAUUUGUAGAAUUGACAAAUUUUGCAGAAAGCAGGUUAAGAAGGUAAACAUUCUUUGUGGUGUCUUAAAGAGAAUGUAGCAGUAGUGAACACUAGGGGUUAAUACAAACUGGAACAUAUUCCAGUGGUACACAUCUGGAUCAGAGACAGAAGAACUGCAGACUUAUAUGACUUUGCCUUAAUUUUGAAACUGCAGAUUCUGAGAUGGACAUGCACUUGUUUUAAGCUUGUAAUCUGGAGUGAAUUUGGGAGCUGAAAGAAAUGAAAUGAUGUAGCUAACAGUGUUGUUUUAAUUUUGUAAAAAAGUAUGAUUUUUACUGCUCUCCGCACAAAAAAUAGUGAAUAUUAUAGUUGUGUAGGCUUAGCACUACAGAGUUUACAACUGUAAUACAUCUGGUUAAUCGGUGAAGUACUUUAUGCUAAGUUGAACUGAAUCAAUUGAGUAUAGAAAACAUUAAACUUUGGAGUUUUACUCCAACAUGUUGUUUCUGAUAAACUGCUUUGUUUUUUAUUUCUGUUGCAUCAAACUUACUACUGAUUUAAAGUUUUAAAGUUGCAACCAUUGUUUUAAACUCUACACAUGAUCUUCGGUUAUUGUUCCAGCCUAAUGGUUUUUAAACACUAUACACUAGAUACUAUUUUACACUUCUUUUACACUUUUAUUCUGUCACUGUAUUACUGGUAAGUUUAAAAGGCUGUGUGUAAAUGUGUCUGCCACAUUUCACGAAUCAUUAAAUGUUGGGUAGAAACAGACACUGAAAAGAGACACAACGUGGCACAAGGUUAAUCAUUAUCAAUCAAUCAUCUUUGUCUCUUGUCAGGAGAGUUGAAGAGAUGACUCUCUUUUAACCCACCACUGUUUUCAAGUUUCAGUCUAGACUCCUGGACAGCCAGAUUUUCCUUGUAGUAGUAGUAGUACUGGGAUUUACAUCAUGAAAGCUCUUCCUCACUAUGUUCUGGUUAAACCAUUACAAUAGCCAUUGGACUCCUGGAUCCUGUUUUUUAGAUUUGCACCAGCAGGUUUCCGCAAAGACUCUCUGCUCUGUAUGCUGUGAUUGGUCAAAGCAUUUAUCAACACAUCCAAAAAAGACAUUUAGCAGAGGCCUGGUUUUACUUGCUGGAACAAGUGCUUUGCUUUUAGCCUCCUGCAUAAAAAGUUCACUCUUAACAAGAUAUUUCAUUUUAUGCCUGUUCAACUUUCUAAUUUCUGCAUCAUAUUCCUAAAUAGGAUGGAUAACUUUGGGCAAUUAAUGAGGUAAAAAAUGUGAUUUUAAAGAGGUGAUGUCGAGAGGUGAUUGUAAUCAUGAUUUGGUAUGAAAACAGUAUCCAUGAAUAGCUGAGUCUUUUGCCCAAUCCCAUUUGGUUUUUGUACUUCUACUUCUUGAUUUUGAGUGUAACCCUUCCCUUUGGAACAGAGAGUUACGGGAAGGGGGUAAAAUCAUUCCUCCUAAGAAUUGGAUCAGUGGGCUCCUAUCCAUUAGGAUAUGAAAUCAGGAUUUUUCAUAGUCCCCUCUCCCUACUCAGGUGGAAAACGAAAACGGGCGGAAAAUGAAAACAAGCGUAUUAUGAAAACGGGCGGUAAACAAAAAAAGCACAAACGCGCUGCUACAUUACAGCAACACAGCACAAACAAUAUAUAAAACCCUGAGUUGUGUUUCUUUCUGUGUUCCUUAAGGGCACCGGGAAGCCGUGGAAGCUGGAAACCCCUAUUUUAAUUUUAAUAGAUGACAAACAAACAAUAAUUUGCUACUGUUCGUUUAUUGUUGUUGCUAUUACCAUAUUAGUGGAACUGUGUGGAUUUUUGUGUGGAGUUGUUUUUGGCUGUAUUAAAGUGUUAAUGGGUUUUAUA
This is a messenger RNA of Astyanax mexicanus (Mexican tetra), 4345 nucleotides long. RefSeq names its product protein phosphatase, EF-hand calcium binding domain 1 (gene ppef1). Gene Ontology annotation, cellular component: nucleus; cytosol. Gene Ontology annotation, biological process: detection of stimulus involved in sensory perception. Gene Ontology annotation, molecular function: protein serine/threonine phosphatase activity; manganese ion binding; iron ion binding. The coding region runs from base 179 to 2365 and encodes 728 amino acids. Lineage: Eukaryota; Metazoa; Chordata; Actinopteri; Characiformes; Acestrorhamphidae. The transcript is spliced from 18 exons. The record is from RefSeq and is a predicted model, not a curated record.